Molecule: messenger RNA, 2012 nt
Organism: Anolis sagrei ordinatus
Lineage: Eukaryota; Metazoa; Chordata; Lepidosauria; Squamata; Anolidae
Source: RefSeq, a predicted model, not a curated record
UCUUCCAGCAAUUUUCACCCCAGCCUUGCAUUCCCCAAGCCCCGCACAUCCUCGCAUGAUGUGUUCUGCAUACAAGUUAAAAAGGUUGGGUGAGAGUAUGCAACAGGCAUACUCUGGAACAUAAGUUACUCAGCUCACCUUUAGAGGGUCCAGGCAGUCAAACAAUGUCAAUUGUUAAUGAACAAGGGGUGAGAAAAAGGCAGCAUUUAUAUCUUUAGACUCUUUAUCACUCAUGCUGAGGAAUGAUUGUUUCUGUCCUUCUUCUUCACAGCAGGUAAAUGGAAGAAGAGCAAUGUAUACACCAAACACAGUAAGCAUCCCGGGCACAAUGAGGGCUUUCCUGGACACCAGCAAAGCUACAUUGAAGACGGAGCUCCUGCCAAAGAAAGGCCCUUCCUAUGCAAUACAUGCGGGCAGUGUUUUAGACAUUAUAUGGGACUUGUGCUUCACAAGACUCUUCAUGCUGAGAAAAGGCAUCUUAAAUGGAAAGUAUCAGCAAAAUGUGUUGCUGAUUACAAAUUGCUACAUCUCAGCCAAGAAGAAAUAUUUGAAGGAACUGAAGAUUGCAUAAAACAGGAGUGUGUGGAAUCUAUUAUCCAGAGUUCACACUUGGAGAAACAUGGGAGAUUUCCCACAGGAGAGAAUUCAUACCAAUGCCAGCAGUGUGGGAAAUGUUUUGCUGACAGUUCAGCCUUGUUGAAGCAUAAAAGAGUCCACACAGGAGAGAAACCAUACCAAUGCCAAGAGUGUGGGAAAUGUUUUGGUUACAGUUCACACUUGGUGAACCACAAAAGAUUCCACACAGGAGAGAAGCCAUACCAAUGCCAGGAGUGUGGGAAAUGUUUUAGUUACAGUUCACACUUGGUGAGGCACAAAAGACUCCACGCAGGAGAGAAUCCAUACCAAUGCCAGCAGUGUGGGAAAUGUUUUGCUGACAGUUCAGCCUUGGUGAAGCAUAAAAGAGUCCACACAGGAGAGAAACCAUACCAAUGCCAGGAGUGUGGGAAAUGUUUUAGUUACAGUUCAGUCUUGGUGAGCCACAAAAGACUCCACACAGGAGAGAAGCCAUACCAAUGCCAGGAGUGUGGGGAAUGUUUUACUCGGAGUUCAACCUUGGUGAGCCACAAAAGGAUCCACACAGGAGAGAAGCCAUACCAAUGCCAGGAGUGUGGGAUAUGUUUUAGUUACAGUUCAAGCUUGGUGAGCCACAAAAGACUCCACACAGGAGAGGAGCCAUACCAAUGCCAGGAGUGUGGGAAAUGUUUUACUCGGAGUUCAACCUUGGUGAGCCACAAAAGGAUCCACACAGGAGAGAAGCUAUACAAAUGCCAGGAGUGAGGGAAAUGUUUUGUUUCGUUCAGACUUGAUAAGCCACAAAAGACUCCACACAGGAGAGAGGCCAUACCAAUGCCAGGAGUGUAGGAAACAUUUUGCCCGGAGUUCAUACCUUGUGAGCCACCAGAAAAUUCAUAGAGGAGAAAAACCAUCCAAAGAGCUGGGACAAAAGUAAUAACAUGAAUUGCAGUAGGGAAAUUGCAGGUACUAGACCUUCUGGUGCUGUAGAGUAGAGUAUGCAUUCAACAUUUCCUGAUGAGCACGUGCUAUUCCUUUGACUUUAGCUAGCACUUGGCUUGACUUUGGACGAAGACAAUUAUCUUCUUGUUUUCAAAGUCUUUUCAGGGUUGUUGUGUGUUUGUUUGUUUGUUUUUGCUUUGUUUGACUUGUUACUGUUUUGGAGAACUCUUUUGCUUCUCUGGUCACGGGCAUCACCAUGGGACUGGAGUGGCUUUCCUCUGUUUAAUCCCUCGUGGGUAAACAUCCGAUUUCAAACAGGACCAUUUGAGAAGUUCUGCCUACGAUUUGGUAGAGUCCACUUUCUUGCCCUCUGAAUUCCUAACCUGGGGUUCUCUUCUCUGGAGGAGCAGAAAGCAACCUCCCUGUGACAAUCCUUCAGAGAGUUAAAUACAAUUGUCAUGUCAUUUAUUUUAAAAAAUAAACCAUAUGUAAUUCCA